This is a messenger RNA of Austrofundulus limnaeus, 707 nucleotides long. RefSeq names its product paraneoplastic antigen Ma2 homolog. The record is from RefSeq and is a predicted model, not a curated record. Lineage: Eukaryota; Metazoa; Chordata; Actinopteri; Cyprinodontiformes; Rivulidae.
GGCGAAGGGUUGGAAGAAGCUAAAGCUCUCUUGGUAAUGGUCCCAGAAGACGUGGAGAUAGCUAAGAUAGAAGAAACAUUAGAGACUAUUAAAUGCUUGGGGCGAGUCAGGGUCAGAGGCCGUCAGUUCCACACCUCCUUGAGCUGCCGUAUGGUGCUCUGUGAAUGCAGAGAAAAUGUACCCAGAGAGAAUGCACCAAAGGAAGUGCUAGAGCCAGACAGUGGUCAGAGAUGGCCGAUAGUCACUCUGGAUAGAGUUGCGGCUUCUGAUGAUUUUGCUCAGAAAGUGAAAAGUCUCUUGGACACUGAGGGAAAGACUAUGGAAGAUAUACAAAACUUAUUUUCCAGCUCUACUCCACCACGACACAACUCUGAUCUCCCCAUAAAUUCUACUGAGUCUAUAUUGCAAGCGGUGGGCGAUCUUUUGGAGAAGACACGUAAACCACAAGCUGAAGGUGGUUAUCGGCGUUUGAGGCUGUUCUCAGGAAACCUCCCAGUUCCUCCCAGUGAGGAGCCAUUUGACCAUUGGUUGGAACAGGCAUGGCUCAUGGUAGAGGAGAGUGACUGCACAGACAAGGAGAAAAGGCGCAGGCUGAUGGAAAGCUUAAAGGGGCCAGCAUUAGAGAUUGUUAAAUCUGUUCGUGAGUCGAACCCCGAGGCAAGUCCUGAUGAAUACUUGGAGGCGUUGGAAAGUGCAUUUGGCAAUGC